CGCGCAGCUCGUGAGACGCCGCGCCAGCCGGCACCAUGCGCCUGCGGCCGCUGCCCCUCGUCGUGGUCCCCGGCUUGCUGCAGCUGCUAUUUUGUGACAGUAAGAAGGUGGUGCAUGCCACAGAGGGGCUGGACUGGGAAGACAAAGAUGCUCCUGGGACAUUGGUCGGAAACGUGGUGCACUCAAGGAUCAUCAAUCCUCUGCGCCUGUUUGUCAAACAGUCUCCAGUCCCAAAGCCUGGACACUUGGCGUAUACGGACAGCAUGGAAAACUUUUGGGAUUGGCUGGCCAAUGUCACGGAGGUUCAGGAGCCAUUGGCAAGAACUAAACGGAGGCCAAUAGUAAAGACGGGAAAAUUUAAGAAGAUGUUUGGGUGGGGUGACUUCCAUUCCAAUAUUAAAACUGUUAAACUCAACCUCCUCAUCACAGGGAAAAUUGUUGACCAUGGAAAUGGAACCUUCAGUGUUUAUUUCCGACAUAAUUCCACAGGCCUAGGCAAUGUUUCAGUGAGUUUGGUACCCCCCUCCAAAGUAGUGGAAUUUGAAGUUUCCCCACAGUCUACCUUGGAGACCAAGGAAUCCAAAUCUUUCAAUUGUCGCAUUGAAUAUGAAAAAACAGAUCGGGCGAAGAAGACUGCCCUGUGCAACUUUGACCCAUCGAAGAUCUGCUACCAGGAGCAGACCCAGAGCCAUGUGUCUUGGUUGUGCUCCAAACCCUUCAAGGUCAUUUGCAUUUACAUUGCCUUUUAUAGUGUUGAUUAUAAACUUGUGCAAAAAGUCUGUCCUGACUACAAUUACCAUAGUGAGACUCCAUACUUAUCUUCUGGCUGAAUCGUUCCACAGUGAUAUAAAUGAGAGGUGAAUAUAUAUUUAAUUAGAAUGACCAAGAACCAAGCCCAACUCUUCAUGGUAAAGGAUCCCUUUUGUUUCUGGCAGUGAAACUUAGUUCCCUAUUAGGUUUUCAAAUU
Messenger RNA from Odobenus rosmarus divergens (Pacific walrus), 967 nucleotides. RefSeq names its product neurexophilin 2 (gene NXPH2). The transcript is spliced from 2 exons. Bases 36 to 830 code for a protein of 264 amino acids. Gene Ontology annotation, molecular function: signaling receptor binding. The record is from RefSeq and is a predicted model, not a curated record. Lineage: Eukaryota; Metazoa; Chordata; Mammalia; Carnivora; Odobenidae.